UCUGCAUCUGUGCGCGUCAAGCUGUCGGAUCUGUCGGACGUUCGCAGGACUGUAUCAUUCAGGACCGUGGGAUCUGAAAAAGUCCUCUUUUCUUUUGAACCAGUACGGACGAUGCGUUUUGCUCUGCAGCACUUCAAUGAGAGAAAAGACGCACAUGAUAUGAGAUGGGCUCCGUUCCUGCUGGACGACCUCAUUCGUUACGGUUUUGGAGAAACGCUCCGUCGUUUGUGUCCGUAGUGCUGGCUGUGCUUCAAGUUUGCGCAACUUUUAACUUGGACACUGAGACGCGGGUAGUUUUCAGCGGUCCUCAGGGGAGUUACUUCGGAUAUUCAGUGGACUUCUUCGGAAACUCUUCCAGUGUCAAAAUUUUGAUCGGGGCACCCAAAGCAAACACCAGUCAGCCUGACAUCACUGAAGGAGGAGCUGUGUUUUCCUGUCCCUGGAGCCAAAACAACUGCAGCCUCAUCAACUUUGACAAACACGGUGAUCGAUAUUUUUAUGUAAACGAUGAAAACACUCAGGUUGAGUUCAAGUCCCACCAGUGGUUUGGAGCUACUGUGCGUUCUCAUGGAACUAACAUUCUGGCCUGUGCCCCGAGGUAUUACUGGAGAACUGAACACGACACAGCCUUUGCUGACAUGACAGGAACUUGCUACCUCUCUGUAGACAGCCUUCAAACAUUUGUGGAGUACGCCCCCUGUCGCACAGAAAGACAUGGACCUGCUGGGCAGGGAUACUGUCAGGGAGGAUUCAGUGCUGACUUUACAAAGGACGGCAGGGUUGUCCUCGGUGGACCAGGCAGCUUCUACUGGCAAGGUCAGGUGAUCUCAGCCACCACAGAGGAAAUUGUGAAGGCCUACUACCCGUCUUAUUUUCUGCUGUCGGUGGUUGGACAGAGUCAGACAACUCAGGCGCAGGGAAGCUACGACGACAGCUACCUCGGUUACUCUGUAGCUGCUGGGGAGUUCACUGGUGAUGAUGAGGAAGAUUUGGUUGCAGGAGUUCCAAAAGGACUCAUGCUGUAUGGUUUAGUGUCCAUUUUAAAUCGGAGGGAUCUAAAGACUGUGCUCAACCUAACAGGGGAGCAGAUGGGGUCUUACUUUGGUUAUGCAGUGGCAGCCACUGACAUCAACAACGAUGGUCUGGAUGACCUACUUGUCGGGGCCCCGAUGUUCAUGUGUCGAGCGUCAGAUGGGCGUCUGGAGGAACUAGGCAAAGUCUAUGUGUAUCUCCAGAAGAGUGCUCUGGUGCUGGAGCCAGGCCCGUCCCACCUCCUUGGUCAGCAGGCUUUUGGUCGCUUUGGCACAUCACUGGCUCCUCUCGGUGACCUCAACCAGGAUGGAUACAAUGAUAUGGCCAUUGGCUGUCCAUAUGGAGGAGACGACCAGCAGGGAUUGGUCCUCAUCUACAACGGACAUGCUGAAGGACUCGUGGACCAACCCACUCAGACCCUCUCUGGGCAAUGGGCUUCAAACUCUUUUCCUGCAACCUUUGGUUUUGCUCUGCGUGGUGAUAGGGAUCUGGACCAAAAUGGCUACCCAGACCUGAUUGUUGGGGCUUUUGGGGCAGAUAAGGCCGUGUUGUACAGGGCUCGUCCAAUAGUGAGCGCCAGUGCCUCUCUCACCGUGCAGCCCUCCAUGUUCAACCAGGAGGAGAAGACAUGCCAGCUGAUCACCGUGGACCAGACCAUUAAUGUGUCUUGCGUCAGCGUUACUUUCUGCCUGCUGGCAAACGGGAAGCACCUCCCCUCUCACCUAGGCUUUGUCAUUGAGAUUCAGCUGGAUAGUAAGAAGAAAAAUCAGAAAGAAUCCACCAGAAGAACUUUGUUCCUGGACACUCAGCAGCCCAGUUUGGUGAAGAACCUCAGCCUUAACAAGGGGGAACUGUUGUGUCAUGACACCAUCAUCUAUUUACGGGGCGAAGAGGAAUUUCGGGAUAAACUGUCUCCCAUCAACAUCAGUCUUAACUUCAGUCUGGAUCCUCACGUCACUGCGGCCCAGCAUCACCUCAGACCAAUUCUCAACUAUCAGACCCAGCAGCUGAUAGAGCAGACGGCACACAUUCAAUUGGACUGUGGUGAGGACAACGUCUGUGUCCCGGACCUUAAACUAGAUGUGAUUGGUGACAGAGAGGAGGUCUUCUUGGGUGAUGAGAAUGCCCUGACUCUGAUCUUUAAUGCGAGGAAUGAAGGCGAAGGCGGUGCCUACGAGGCGGAGCUCUAUGUGGUGCUUCCUCCGGAGGCCGAUUACAGUGGGAUAGCACGCAAUAACGUGACGCUGACGCAGCUGACGUGCAGCUACGAGUCAGAAAACCAGACUCGCUACCUGGUGUGUGAUUUGGGGAAUCCCAUGAAACCUGGCAGCAGUGUUUGGGCAGGUCUUCGGUUCACGGUACCCAGACUGAAAGAUACCCAUAAUACAGUAGGUUUUGAGCUUCAGAUACGAAGCAAAAAUGCAAACAAUUCUGAGAGUGAGGUGGUCCAGUUUGAGCUGGAUGUGUCUGCGAUGGCACAUGUCAUUAUGCAGGGCGUUUCCCGUCCAGACAAAGUCAUCUUCCCUCCUCCGAACUGGACUGUCAUACAGAGUCUGAGGGAGGAGCAGGACAUUGGCCCAGAGGUCCAGUGGGUCUAUGAGCUGGUGAAUAAUGGUCCCAGUGUGGUGAGUCAGUCGACUCUAGAGGUGAGAUGUCCUCUGAGGGCUCAUGGCCACGAGCUGCUCUACCCUGUGGAGAUAAUAACCGAGGGGCCGCUCAGCUGCUCAUCAAAAACCACUGUUAAUGCACUGAAACUAAAGCUCCAGCCUCCAGAGGCAGCAGCUCCACUGUCACUGAAAUCCAACACUGAGCACAACAUCCAGAGGAGGGAGGUGUACAGAGACCCUCUGGCUGAACAGCGAAACCUGAGCUGUCCUACAGUGGACUGCUGGCUGCUGCAGUGUAAAGCUGGGCUGCUGGAGAAGGGGGCUAGUGUCAUCCUGACCAUACGCUCCAGACUCUGGGCUGAAACCUUCAUGGAGAGAGCCUACAAGCAGUAUGUUCUGGACUGUUCCGUUCAUUACAAAGUGGAAAGGAUGCCUUAUUUAAUUCCUCCAAAAUAUAAGGCACAGGGAUCUAAAAGGGUGGUGACAGCUGUGAUGUGGAACAAGCGAGAGACUCUGUUCUUUGUUCCGGUGUGGAUCAUCAUCCUGGCGGUUCUGGCGGGCCUGCUGUUACUCUCCCUGCUCAUAUAUCUACUGUACAAGAUGGGUUUCUUUAAAAGGUCAGAUCCCUACGGCACCACCAUGGAGAAGGCCCAGCUCAAACCACAGGCGUCCUCUGAAGCUUAGCUCCGUGAUGUAGUCUCCCCUGCAGCUAAAGCCCAAACAACUGGAGCGAUUCUCAAUUUCCAAAACUCAGAUGAAAA
Messenger RNA from Cynoglossus semilaevis (tongue sole), 3400 nucleotides. Its product is annotated as integrin alpha-5-like. Gene Ontology annotation, biological process: cell adhesion mediated by integrin; cell-cell adhesion; cell-matrix adhesion. Gene Ontology annotation, cellular component: integrin complex; external side of plasma membrane. The transcript has 30 exons. Lineage: Eukaryota; Metazoa; Chordata; Actinopteri; Pleuronectiformes; Cynoglossidae. Bases 165 to 3323 code for a protein of 1052 amino acids. The record is from RefSeq and is a predicted model, not a curated record. Gene Ontology annotation, molecular function: integrin binding.